Molecule: messenger RNA, 1239 nt
Organism: Tetrahymena thermophila SB210
Lineage: Eukaryota; Ciliophora; Oligohymenophorea; Hymenostomatida; Tetrahymenidae
Product: CAIB/BAIF CoA-transferase family protein
Exons: 2
Molecular function (GO): catalytic activity
Source: RefSeq, a predicted model, not a curated record
AUGCUUUAAACAUAGCUGAUUAAAAAAUUCUUCAGUACUAAUCAGUAACCUUUAUUAAAGGGGAUUAGGGUAAUUGAUUUAUCUAGAAUAUUGGCAGGCCCUUUUGGUACAAUGUAUCUGAGUGAUUUAGGAGCUGAGGUAAUUAAAAUUGAAUCUUUUGAAGGAGAUGAAACAAGAAAAUGGGGUCCUCCCUUUGCAAAUAAAGAGGACUCUUCAUAUUUUUUAUGCGUCAAUCGUAAUAAAAAGAGUAUAUGUCUAAACCUAAAGUCACAAGAAGGAUAAAAAAUAGUCCAUGAAUUAGUUUAAAAAAGCGAUAUUGUAGCAGAAAACUAUUCAUAAGGAGUCACUCAAAAGUUAAAUUUAGAUUAUGAAACUCUAAACAAAAUAAACCAAAGGAUUAUAUAUGCCUCAAUUUCAGGAUAUGGUGACACAGGUCCUAUGUCUUAAUCACCAGCAUUUGAUUUAGUUAUGCAAGCCAGAUCUGGGUUUAUGCAUAUCUCUGGACAGCCAGAUGGACCACCAACUAAAAUGGGAUUUGCAGUUAGUGAUGUAUUAACAGGAUUAAACUUAGCAAAUGGCAUUUUAGCUGCUCUUUAUUAUAGACAGGUCACAGGUAGAGGAAUGCAUGUAAAAACGAGUUUAUAAGAAAGCUCAAUAGGCUCUUUAGUGAAUAUAUCUUCCUAGUAUUUAAAUGGUGGAUAAGCUGGAAGAAGAAUGGGUAAUAAUCAUCCAUCAAUUGUGCCAUAUGGAGUCUAUAAAGUAAAAAACGAUGAAUACAUAGUUUUGGGUUCAGCAACAAAUGACUAAUUCAAAAGAUUUUGUAAAGUCAUAGGAAUAGAAGAAAUUCUAUCAGAUGAAAAAUUUAAAAAUAACUCAGAUAGAGUUAAAAAUAGAGUAGAACUUGAUGAAAUUAUAAAUAAGGCGUUACAAAAUUUUGAAGCAAAAUAACUUACUCAAUUAUUAGAAGAAAAUAAAAUACCUGGAGGGAAUAUAUAUAACAUUUAAUAAAUGUUUGAAGAUGAAUAAGUCAAGCACCUAUAAAUGGCAGAAGAAGUUGAAUCAACAAAAUAUCCAAAUCUUAAAUUGGUAAGAAAUCCUAUCAACUAUAGUGAAGGUAUCAAAGCUAAAAUGGUUGAACCACCCUCAUUAAAUGAGCAUUGUGAUUAUGUACUCUCAGACAUAUUAUAAUAUUCUUAAAAUAAAAUUAACUAACUAAGAGAUUAAAAGGUUAUAUUGUGA